Molecule: messenger RNA, 1689 nt
Organism: Sclerotinia sclerotiorum 1980 UF-70
Lineage: Eukaryota; Fungi; Ascomycota; Leotiomycetes; Helotiales; Sclerotiniaceae
Exons: 2
Coding region: 1-1689 (562 amino acids)
Source: RefSeq, a predicted model, not a curated record
AUGACACCUGAUGCAAAUGCAACUCAACAGGGAUCUACAUCUCCAUCGUCCGAACAGCGGCAUCUGAGCGUGGCCUAUUCUACACCUGGUGAUCGAGAGGAUGGGGAAUCUUCAAAUGCGCAGGGCGAUGUUGGAGAGGGAGAAACUCCAAACGCUGAGCAAGCGGAGGGUAGUGGGGCUGGAGGUGCGAAUAGUGGAGGGGAAUCUUCUAGAAAGAGAAAAGAUCCACCGGCCGAUGAGAGGAGGACUGGUGCAAGGGGUGUGGCUAAUUUGACGCCAGAGCAAUUGGCGAAGAAGAGGGCAAAUGAUCGAGAGGCCCAGAGGAGUAUAAGGCAAAGGACGAAGAAUCAGAUAGAGGGGUAUGAGAGGAGGAUUAGGGAAUUGACUAGCCAGCAACCGUACCAGGAGUUACAAAAUGUAAUAAGGCAGAAGGAAAUGGUGGAGCACGAGAACUUGGACAUUAAGAAAAGGUUAUCACAGAUUAUUACACUCAUUACACCGGUACUUGGUACUCAUGGAUUCGAAACCUCUCAACUACCACCUCAACCAACCUACCCUCCUCCCACUCAACCAAAAUCCACAAAUCGCAAUGCAUCAAGUCCAAAUAGUAUAGCCUCGCCCAGCACCGUCGCUGGACCUUCAUGGCCAGCCACUACAGCGCCAAUAGGCCCAACCCAAGAUUCCAGAACAUUCAUUCAAACACAGCAAACACAGCAAUUAGCACAACAACGACACGAUAUGGUACACAACCUCGAUAUAGGGCCCGAAAGACUUGGUCUGGAUUUUCUUCUAGAAGAAGGUCAACGCCAUAAAAUACCCAUUCCCCCUGCUGGCGCACAAGAGACUUUUGGAUGUCAACCAGCACAAAGACCAAUAGAAAGUGUGAGUCCCAGGGACACACAUCAUCGAAGCAAUUCAGUAGCUAGUAAUGCCACAAGUUAUCAUGCUCCAAAUCCAGCCUCGGGCUCGAGCCCAGAAGUAAACGGUUUUACCGCUCCUAUCCGAAACGGGCCCCCUACAUGUCCUUUAGACAGCCUCCUCCUCGACUUCCUCCACGAGCGCCAAGCCGCCGCAUUCGAUGGUCUUCCUACCCCAAAACUUGUAGGACCAGCUUAUCCUUCCGUAUCCAGUCUCUUGAAUCCUUCCCGUGGGAUCACUUCCCAUCCCGUCUCAAAAGUCUUCACUGAUAUCCUCGCCACAUUUCCUGACCUUUCGACCUUACCUGAAAGAGUAGCAGUCCUCUAUAUAAUGUUUCUUCUCAUGCGCUGGCAGAUACACCCUAGCCAAGCGAACUACGAUCGUCUUCCCAGCUGGAUCACUCCUCGUCCCAGUCAACUCUUCACUCCACACCCAGCAUGGAUCGACCAUCUUCCUUGGCCCAAAAUGCGUGAUGUCCUCGUCCGCGAUUAUAAUCCUCGUGAUUAUCUAUUCGAUAAUUUCUUCAUCCCGUUUACUUCUACAUUAAGUCUGAAUUGGCCAUAUGAACCUACAGACGCACUUCUAAAUUCUGGAGGAGGUAUAGGAGGAAUGGGUUUAGGAUUCAGUGAGGAGGGAGAGUUACUAAUCAAUCCUGUUUUCGAAAGACAUCUCAGGAGAUUGGAGAAUUGGAGCCUGGGACCCGCAUUUGCAAAUGCGUUUCCAGGGUUAAGAGAUACGUAUCGCAUUAAGAUUGAUGGGGACAGGCGGUAG